AUGGUUCAUAAAGUUCCUUCUCCAUAUGAUUCUACUCGGUCCCUCACCUGCAGAUGGACUCUUGAAUCAGCAGGGCAGUUAGAACCUAGAAGAAGUGCAUUAGAAGAUGACUUUGAAGAGGAAGAAGAAAAAGAAGAAGAGGACCAAGCUACGGCUGCACUUGAAAAUGGGGCGCAUGAAAAGGAUUCCUAUCGUGGAAGGAGUCCUGGAAGGGAAAGAGAUAGGGACAGGAGGCGUGAUAGUCAUAGGCAAUACAGGGACCGGGAUUAUGACCGUGAUCGGGAUUAUGAUCGUGAUCGGGACUACGAUCGUGACCGUGGUAGAGGAAGAGAUAAAGAUAGAGAGAGAGACCGGCAUCAUCGUGAUCGCUUGAGGGAUGAGGAGUAUGGUCGUGAUGGUAGGGAUCACCACCACAGGCGGGACCGUGAAAGGGAGAGAGAGAGGGAGAGACGGCGAAGCCGAAGUAGGAGUAGAGAUCACAAAGAGAGGGACCGGGAUGGAGCUGGGGACCAUCGGAAGAGGCACCGAAGCCCUAGUCCCCCACAAGAGAAAGAGCGCAAAAAGAAGGAAAAGGAGAAGAAGAAGGAUGAUGGUACAGACCAUCCAGACCCAGAGAUUGCUGAAGCUAACCGCCUUCGAGCUUCACUGGGUCUGAAACCUCUAAAAAUGUGAUGAAGCCCAAAAAGAAAGGAAAAACCAAUAGAAGUUUGAGGAUAUCGUUCUAGUAUACUCACUUUGUAACAUGUUUUUUGCUGGGGUCUCCACUCUCACUAAUGUGCCAUUGGUAUGAUUUGAUGCUGGCCUUCUGGUCUUUUAAGAUUUUGAGGCACUGAUGCGCGCUUUUUGGUUCUAAGUUCCAAAUGGUCCUGAGCGUGAAAGGUAUGCGCCUGCAGGAGCAUUACUGUACAACAGCUCCCCUCAGGCGGAAGAGUAACUUAUGAGAAAUUUUUUGAUAUGAAACUUUUAAAUCCAUCUAAAACGUUGCAGGUAAUUAUUUUUCAAGAAAGUUUGGAUUUUUAAGUUUUUGAA
Molecule: messenger RNA, 1029 nt
Organism: Amborella trichopoda
Lineage: Eukaryota; Viridiplantae; Streptophyta; Magnoliopsida; Amborellales; Amborellaceae
Source: RefSeq, a predicted model, not a curated record